AUGAGUUACGAAAAAGAUAACCCCGCUUUUAAAACGUACAAGUCAUUUGCUUUACUUCCCACUUAUACAGAAGUGACAAUUCUUCCACAAAAAACAGCUUUUUUGACUCUAUUGAAUUUACAAGUACAACUUUCGCAACGAGAUCUUACUCGUAAAACUAAACGAAAAUGUUUAAAAUCACUGGUUGUUUCUGUAAAUGCCAAAAUUAAAGACAAUGAAAAUAUAUCCGGCUCUUUAUCUUUCUCAGCUUCACCUGUUAUUGACCUCGAUGAUGGCCUGAUAAAGCAGGCGAUAUCACCUUCUGGAGAGUAUUUGGCUGUAUUGCGAGUUGUAGAGAAUAACAAAGAAAAGGGGAAAAAGAAAUUCGUUGAAAUCCGGCGAAAAGGGACUCUCUUGCAUGUAUUAGAUGUCACCGAUGAUCAUGGCGAUUUUUAUGGAGAUUCCCAAAUAGGAAGCUUAGAGUGGUCUCGAAACGAAUCUCAGAUUGCGUAUAUUGCUGAACGUAAAGCCUCAGAAGAUAUUAGUCAAAAAUUUGAUUUUAUUGAUGAUUGGGGGGAACAAUUAUCCAAUAAACGUCACUCGGCUAUAGUUAUUGUUGAUAUAGCGUCAUCAUCAUCACCACAAAGUAAUGAUGGAGAGAGUGGUAGCGGUGUCGUAAAGGUUUUACCAGCUUUUGAAGGUGUUGUACCUGGACAUUUAAGUGUUGGUAUUGAACACGCACGAUCUCCAAGACUGAACCUCACGGGGGAUUUAUUGGUGUUUUUAAGUAAUAAAGCAGGAGGACCUCACUGGUCAUGUUCAGAACUUCGUUCGUAUGAUUUUAAAACCGGGACACAUCGUAUCGUUGUGCCGAUAAUACAUGAUCCAAGUAAACCGCAUUCAUCAUCAUCACCGUCAUAUCCAAUCGAAUUUCCUGGACUCUACAUUGAUCAAUUACCGCGCCGGUCCUCAUUCAUUUCGAUUGAAAACACCGAAUACUUGUUAGUGCAUAGUCAUUGGCGAAGUUGGAAAUUAGUUCUUGCGGUGAAUUUGUUAAACGGAGAUGUGUUGGAUCUUUCGUCAUCAUAUGCAGCCAGUGAAACUCUUAAUUACAAGAGUUAUGAUUUAUUUGCUGUUUGGGAUAAGUUCAUAGUGAUGACUGAAAGUGCUCCUAAUCAAGUGGAUACACUUAUACUUGGAAUUGUGAAUGGAUUUAACCCCAUUACCAAAGACUUCGAUAUCUCAUGGACACCAAUUGAUAAACCAAAUGACGAAGAAGUUGCUCCUAUCCUAUCAAACAUUUCAUGGUCUGUAGUGACGCCUUAUCAAGAUAAUCUCAACCUCGAAAUGAUACAUAUUAAACCUAUCACUACAACAACUACCACUACAAAUGAUGAUAACAACAAUAAUAAUACCUCGGAAACCAACAAACAAUCCAAAUUGCCUCCAUUAAUUGUGUAUCCACAUGGUGGUCCACAUACUUCAGUCACUACAGGACUUCAUCUCCUUGUGACCACUUUAGUGUCCAUCGGGUUUCAAAUUGUUGAAGGUUGGCUCUUCUUAUGCGUAGGAUUUGGACAAAAUUCUAUCGAAUCAUUAGUUGGACAAAUCGGUGAACUUGAAGUUGAAGAAGUUCAGUCCACAGCUAAAUAUUUGAUUGAUAACAAUCAAGCGGAUCCAAAUCGAGUGGUGAUCAUGGGUGGGAGUCAUGGUGGAUUCAUUUCGGCCCAUUUGAUCGGAAAAUAUCCAGCAAGUGAUUUUUAUAGAGCAUGUGUUUUACGAAAUCCAGUUUUGAAUAUUGGAGGUGAGAGUAAUAAUCAUGACGAUGAUAAGAUCAAAGAUAAUUCCGUUAUUAAUAAUGGAAUUCUAUAUCUUUUUAUUACCUUAGGAAUGGCUUCUCUUACUGAUAUUCCUGACUGGUGUUUUGCCGAACUAUCAAUCCCCUACACAUUUGCCCAACCAUCACUUGUCCUCCCAAGCACAUACACACAAAUGUUCUCCCAUUCCCCUGUGAAAAAUAUUGAUCGCGUCAAGACACCCACGUUGUUAACCCUCGGAGAACAAGAUCAUCGUGUUCCACAUAUUGAUGGGCUAAAUUGGUGGUAUUACUUGAAAGGGAGAAGUCAAAAUAAUGGUGAAAAGAUUGACAUUCGAUGCAAGAUGUAUCCCGAAACAGGACAUGCUUUGGAUAGCGUUGAGGCCGAGUCAGAUGGAGCUGCAGAGAUUCUUAGAUUUUUGGGAGAGAAAUUGUGUGUUUGA
This is a messenger RNA of Ambispora gerdemannii, 2238 nucleotides long. Lineage: Eukaryota; Fungi; Glomeromycota; Glomeromycetes; Archaeosporales; Ambisporaceae. The record is from the annotation of a GenBank genome assembly.